AUGGCUGAAAUUACCCGUCUUAAAGAUGUUUCCAAUAGGGUUGAUUCCCUGCAACAGGACCUCAAUCAUAGAGUUGAUGCAUUACAUCAACGUUUUGAUGCUGCGGAAUUAUUACGUGAACGCCAGUAUUUGAAUCUUCAGGAAUUACAAACAAAUUUACAAGAAUCCAAUGCUCUUUUACAUCAGGAUUUGACGCGGCUCAUUGCACUUCAGCAACAACAUUCCCCAACGCACACCAAUAAUGCCAAUAUGAGUAUUCUGGGUGCUGGCCCAAAUCACAACGCCAAUCAUGCUGGAUCUGACUCUAACCGAGCUCGCACUGUUAAGCUCGAUUUCCCCAAAUUUUCAUCCGGAGAUCCUACUUCCUGGGUUACUGCAGCUGUCAGGUACUUUUGUUUUUACAACAUUCCUCCUCUGGAGCGCGUCCUUUUAGCUGCUAUUAAUUUGUUCGAUCCUGUUUCUUGUUGGUUUAAUGGUUCAUUUCAAGAUACUUCCUUACCUGAUUGGGAUGCUUUCUGUGUGGCCUUACAAUAUCGUUUUGGCCCAUCUGAGUUUGAUGAUCCAACAGGAGCAUUAGUAAAAAUUCAACAGUCUGGCUCGGUUACUGAAUACCAGGCAGCCUUUGAAAAAUUGGUGAGCAGAGUCCCUGCAGUUUCGGAUCCCAUGCUAAGGAGCAUUUUCAUUUCAGGACUCAAACCUAAAAUCAAACGUUUAGUGCUCACACACAGACCUCAAGACUUUCAUGAGGCCUAUGCAUUGGCUCGGGUGUAUGAAGACCAUAUCCAUGAUGAGAAACCUCAAAAACCAUGGUACUCAGCCAACCGUGUAUCCACAACAAUCCCAUCCCCAUCACAUCCUAUUAACCCCAUUAUCCAAACACAUUCAGACACUGCAAAACCUUUACCUGCUCUUCCUAUUCGUAGGCUUUCUCAAGCUGAAAGACAAGAAAGAAGGGAAAAGAAUUUAUGUUACAAUUGUGAUGAAAAAUUUGUCAUGGGUCACAAAUGCAAAGGGAGAGCAACAUUACUAUACCUGGAAGGACUAGAUGAUGAUCCUAAUCCUCCGGAUGCUGUUUCAAUAGACGAAUCUUCAUUGGACUCUGAGGUGUUACCUGAGAUCAGUUUUAAUGCCUUAUUUGGCACUCACUUAUCUCGCUCAUUUCGAUUACAAGGCUCUGUUGCUGGUCAUGUGGUACAUAUACUGAUAGAUGAGGGUAGUACCCACAAUUUUAUUACACCAAGGAUGUCCCAAUUUCUCAAUUUGUUGCUGCUGUCCACUAACCCUUUUAAGGUGCAAGUGGGAAAUGUUGACACACUCAUCUUUUUGGCAGUCUGUCAGAAUAUUCUCCUCUUGAUCCAAUCUCAUCCCUUCACUGUUGAUUUAUUUUUAUUAGAGCUAAAAGGGGCGGACAUUGUUCUUGGAGUCCAAUGGCUUUCUACCUUAGGUCCUAUCCUAACUGACUAUAAAGCUCUCACCAUGACUUUUGACGUUCAAGGGACCCAAGUAUUACUCCAAGGAGAGCAUUUACUCCUGGCCCAACCUCUUUCCACAGCCCAAUUGCAUAAAUUGAUGUCCCAAGAUUCAGUGGAUUCUUACUUGAUGUGCCUCACUACUCAAGCUUCGGAUAUUACAAAUUCUGACACCACUUCACAAUCUUCUGAAGUCCUACAGCUCUUGGAUACAUUCCAGGAUAUAUUUACUCAGCCCACAUCCCUUCCACCAACCAGACACAUUGGUCACCAUAUUCUCCUUCAGCCAGAUUCAAAGGCCGUGCAAGUACGUCCUUAUCGUUACCCACACUUCCAAAAGAAUGAGAUUGAGAAGUUGGUUAAUGAGAUGCUGCAACUUGGUCAAAUUCGCCACAGCCAGUCACCUUUCAGCUCUCCCGUGUUAUUGGUGAAGAAAAAGGAUGGUACUUAG
This is a messenger RNA of Gastrolobium bilobum, 1920 nucleotides long. RefSeq lists its product as uncharacterized. NCBI's taxonomy places the organism in Eukaryota, Viridiplantae, Streptophyta, Magnoliopsida, Fabales, Fabaceae. The transcript has a single exon. The coding region runs from base 1 to 1920 and encodes 639 amino acids. The record is from RefSeq and is a predicted model, not a curated record.